UCUUGAUCCGGUGGCGCUUCGCAUCAUGACUUGUCUGCGUAGACGUGCAAUAAUCGAAACCCUAUUUAUUCUUAGCAUGGCUACUGCUGUGAUCGGUUUUAUUCCAAGCUUUAGAAGACAAGCGUCUCUUGAUCCACGUGAAAGGGAAAGACUAUUGAAGAGCAUUGAACCUGCAGAAGAGGAACAAAUGUCGCCUGUUGUACUUGUCACAGCUUUGUGUGGUGCUCAGCUAUGGGCUCAGUGGGAUUUUAAGGAGAAUCCUCAUUUUUGGUGUCACAAAAAGUCAGAAGUCUGGCAGCAGGUGUGGCUUAACUUGCUCUGGUUUCUUCCUCUUGAACGAGAGUGCUGGCGAGAUAUAGUAAAACUGAGAUACAACAGUUCAACUCAUCAAUACUAUCCUUGGGUACCAGGUGUCAUUAUAUCUGUGGGCAAUGGAACGGAGCACAUUCGCUACAUUGAUCAAGACUACUUAACACACUCUGAGACAUACGAAUAUGACAUGAUCAUUGAUGCUCUAAAACAGGCAGGAUACACUCCAGACAAGAACAUCAUUGCAUUUCCUUUUGAUUGGCGUCUUGGUCCCGAUGCUUAUUUUCUUGAUGGAGGAGUAUUUGAUGUUUACCAGUCAUCUAUUGAAAAGGCAUACAGCAACAAUGGUAACAAGCCUGUUGUCAUUGUUGCAGAGAGUAUGGGGAAUGCUGUGACCAAUCUGUUUCUUCACCAUCAUGUCAAUCAGACGUGGAAAGACAAAUACAUCAAGUCACUCGUAUCUCUGUCUGGUAUUUAUGCUGGAACAGGGAUUGCACUCUACAGUACAGUCACUGAGACAACGUAUGAUUUGCCAGAGAUUAUUGGAAAAGAACUCAUUACUGAUGUGUUGAGGACACUGGGAGGUAUUGCAUGGUUGUAUCCUGAUGCUGAAUAUUGGGGUGAUGCUGUAUUUAUGACAACACCAGCUGCUAACUACACAGCUCGAGACAUUCCUACCAUCUUGACUAAAGCCAAGUUGCCACAUUCCUUGGAGUUGUACAAUGGGGUCAAGAAUUUAACAGUUCGUACAGCUCCUAAUGUGACUGUUUAUUGCUACUAUGGUGAAGACAUAAAAACAUCAAACUACUUUGUGUACGAUAAUGACCAGUUCCAAGGUGACCCACAAGUCUUCACAACAAGUGGUGAUGGUUCUGUUCCUCUUCAUAGUCUUGAGGUCUGCAAAUCGUGGAUAACUCAACAGAGUAAGCCUGUCUACACAAAAUCAAUGACGAAUGUCACUCAUCAAGGCAUCCUUCACAACCAUUAUAUAAUUCGUCAGAUAGUAUCAAUAGCAACAGGUAAUGUCACCAAAUCAGAGUAUUAAUGUAAUGACAGAGAACAUUAGCAAGUCCGCCUUGUUUCUUUUCUUUUGCACUGAUGGUAUUUAUAGUGCUGUACACUAAUGUGCAGUGGUCUAUAGUUGUGUUGAAUGGACAGUAAUUAAUUUCAUUGGAAUAAUGUUCAUGUGACAGUAUAUGGGUGAUACAUUUCCCAGUUUUGUAAAUCUAUUUGCUAUUUGUGAAUUCAUGACAGUCAUACAUGUUCA
Molecule: messenger RNA, 1576 nt
Organism: Corticium candelabrum
Lineage: Eukaryota; Metazoa; Porifera; Homoscleromorpha; Homosclerophorida; Plakinidae
Product: phospholipase A2 group XV-like
Exons: 12
Coding region: 26-1354 (442 amino acids)
Biological process (GO): lipid metabolic process
Source: RefSeq, a predicted model, not a curated record